AUGAUAAAGUAGUGCAUCAGCCCGAAAAAUAAGUUUAUAUCGGCAUCCGUCUUGUAAAUUUUAACUCCUUAAAAUAUUUUGUUGGUGAGCCCAAAAUAAAAUUAAGAAAAGUGCUUGAUAAUUAUAUUCGUUUCAUAUUUUAAGUCUGUAUUUUCAAUAUUCGACAGAACACGGAAGAUUAGCCAUUUUUGACUUGAUUGUCCAAGUACAAGACAUUUUAAAGAAAUGCGACGUCUAAAUCCAGACUCCAAAUCUCAAAGCAGAUGCGAGAUGGUGAUCAUUAUCCUAACUUUCAUUCUCUGCUUUGUGUUCUUUUUCAUUUCAAUUCUCGCCAGCUCAGCGAAAAUGAUUUCUCAGAUAUGGUGGCCUAUUGCAGUUUUCUGUGGCAUCUCGUCCUUAGCAAUUUGUUCUGUCUGUGUAACUUUUUCAAUGAUUUAUCGUCAAGAUGAUCUCCUACAUGACGACUUUACAGAGGUUUCAGUGCAAAGAAUUGUAUCAAAAUUUUCUCGAGGCAAGGAAAGAAAUGUGCAGAACAAUGAAGGAUUAGAUUUCGGAGACAACAGUUGCACUGAAGUCUCCGGACGAACUAUGACUGUCAGUGACAGAGGUGAUACGGCCAUGUUGGAAGAUCUUCGAAACAAAAUCAAGAAUGAAAUAUUUCCAUCUUCGUCUUCACAAGGGGCUGGAAUAUUUUAUGUGAAAGGCAGCGAAAUUCAAUCUAUAGAGCUCCAAGAGUUGUAAAGAUAAUAUUUUGAUAUUCCUAGUUUGAAAGCUAAAACUCUUAAAAACGUAGUAAAGAUAAAAGUGUUUUAUACAGUUUCAGACUUUCGGCCACUGUUAUGCAACACAUGAAUUCUUUUUUUGUUAAACGCCAAUAAAACUAA
This is a messenger RNA of Stegodyphus dumicola, 884 nucleotides long. RefSeq lists its product as uncharacterized. The record is from RefSeq and is a predicted model, not a curated record. NCBI's taxonomy places the organism in Eukaryota, Metazoa, Arthropoda, Arachnida, Araneae, Eresidae.